This is a messenger RNA of Heterocephalus glaber (naked mole-rat), 5128 nucleotides long. It is a transcript of the gene Tbx3, whose product is annotated as T-box transcription factor 3. Gene Ontology annotation, molecular function: RNA polymerase II cis-regulatory region sequence-specific DNA binding; DNA-binding transcription factor activity, RNA polymerase II-specific. NCBI's taxonomy places the organism in Eukaryota, Metazoa, Chordata, Mammalia, Rodentia, Bathyergidae. Gene Ontology annotation, biological process: regulation of transcription by RNA polymerase II; cell fate specification; positive regulation of DNA-templated transcription. The record is from RefSeq and is a predicted model, not a curated record. Gene Ontology annotation, cellular component: chromatin; nucleus.
ACUGAGGCAUUUCAGACGUGGGCCGAGCGAGAGCGAGAGCGAGCGAGGAGCUCACGGGCUCCGGCGAUCUCUCGAUAAGCCACCUAGAGGCGACUCUGCGCGCGCUCCCCGGUGGCUCCCGCCCUCCCUCGGAUCAUGUUGACAUAUUCACAGGACGGGCAGUAGUACCGCUGCGGCGCUGCGACGUUACAGUUUCCGACACCUUCUUUUUAUAACUCGGCUCUAUCCCCCAGCACUCGACCUGUGAUAACCACGCCUAUGCAGCCACACAAUUGGUCCGAAAGCGUCAAAGAGCCAAUCAAGAGGCCUCCGGCUCCCCGCAGCCCACAGCGCAGCCCGACCUUCUAGAGCCGCCGAGCAGACGCCGGGGGAAUUCUAGAGGCGGAGGAGGGUGGCGAGCAGCUCGCUCUCGCCUCUCCGCGCCCUCCCUCGCGCCCGCCCUCUCCUCGCCGGCGCCGGCUCCCUCUGUCUCCCUCUGCUUCUCCUCUCUCCCUCCUAAGCGUUUCUCCCCUCUCGAUCCUCCCUGCCCUGCGCGCCCGGACGCGGAUUUCCGAAGCGAAUUCGCUCACGGUUUCAGACCAGGCAGAGAGCGAGGAGACCCGGCAGAGGCGCACUGCGAGAUUGGGACUGAAACAGAGACCCCCUCUCCGCAGCUCGGAGCGGAGGAAGGAGGAGGAGGGCGGACGGAAGCCAGUUUGCAUGCAGUUCAAGUUUUGAUAGCGCUGGUUGGAAGGGGCUUAAAUCCGCUUGUGUUUUUUUUUUUUUUUUUUUUUAAAGGAGAGAGAUUUUCUGCUCUCUUGCUCCCCGGGUAAAGCCGAGUCCAGCGCAUUUGCAGACGCCUCCAGCGAGAAAGGGAGAGGAAGAGAUAAGGGGGCGGGGGAAGAAAAAGAAGAAGAAGGAAAGGUAAAAAGUCUUCCAGGAGAACCGUUCGCGUGUGCAACAAAGACCUUGGGGGCUGGGGAGCGAUCCGGGGACCGAGGGCUGCAGUGUCCGCCCCGAGCUCAGCGGCAGGGCUCCGGCGCGAGCUUCCGAAAGCGACUUCCACGGGCGGCUCUAAACACGCCAGCACCGCGACAGCCUCCCGGCCACUAUGUCUCCUGAUUUGUCGCCUUGCCCUCUUUAGAAGCGGCAGUCCCCCUCCCCGAAAGACACUAUCCUCCUUUCUUCUAAAGCCCUUUAGUUAUUUCUUCCUCUUUUUGUUUUGUUUUGGGGUUUUUUCUCUUAAAAAAAAAAACUAUGCGCUGCUGCUGAACAACAACAACAAAAAACAGAAACAAAAGCAAAAACGAGACAACAGCUGCGGACUUGUGCCUGCCUGGAGUGCAUGAGCCUCUCCAUGAGAGAUCCGGUCAUUCCUGGGACGAGCAUGGCCUACCAUCCGUUCCUACCCCACCGGGCGCCGGACUUCGCCAUGAGCGCGGUGCUGGGCCACCAGCCUCCCUUCUUCCCCGCGCUGACGCUGCCUCCCAACGGCGCCACAGCGCUGUCGCUGCCCGGCGCCCUGGCCAAGCCGAUCAUGGAUCAAUUGGUGGGGGCGGCCGAGACCGGCAUUCCUUUCUCGCCCCUGGGGCCCCAGGCGCCUCUGAGGCCUCUGAAGGCCAUGGAGCCUGAAGAAGAGGUGGAGGAUGACCCCAAGGUGCACCUGGAGGCCAAGGAACUUUGGGACCAGUUCCACAAGCGGGGCACCGAGAUGGUCAUUACCAAGUCCGGCAGGCGAAUGUUCCCUCCAUUUAAAGUAAGAUGCUCUGGGCUGGAUAAAAAGGCCAAAUAUAUUUUACUGAUGGACAUUAUAGCAGCUGACGACUGCCGAUAUAAGUUUCACAAUUCCCGGUGGAUGGUGGCGGGUAAGGCUGACCCUGAAAUGCCAAAGAGAAUGUAUAUUCAUCCGGACAGCCCCGCUACCGGGGAGCAGUGGAUGUCUAAAGUCGUCACGUUCCACAAACUGAAACUCACCAACAACAUUUCCGACAAACACGGAUUUACUAUAUUGAACUCCAUGCACAAAUACCAGCCCCGCUUCCACAUCGUAAGAGCCAACGACAUCUUGAAACUCCCUUAUAGUACAUUUCGGACAUACUUAUUCCCUGAAACUGAAUUCAUCGCUGUGACUGCAUACCAGAACGAUAAGAUAACGCAGUUAAAAAUAGACAACAACCCAUUUGCAAAAGGUUUUCGGGACACUGGAAAUGGCAGGCGAGAAAAAAGGAAGCAGCUCACCCUGCAGUCCAUGCGAGUGUUUGAUGAGCGACACAAGAAGGAGAACGGGACCUCAGAUGAGUCCUCCAGCGAGCAUGCAACCUUCAGCUGCUUUGCCCAGGCCUCUUCGCCGGCAGUGUCCACUGUAGGGACCUCGAACCUCAAAGACCUGUGUCCCAGCGAAGCCGAGAGCGACACGGAGGCCGAGAGCAAGGAGGAGCACGUCCACGAGGCCUGCGACGCGGCCAAGAUCUCCACCACCACGUCGGAGGAGCCGAGCCGCGACAAGGGCAGCCCGGCCGUCCUCAAGCCGCACCUCUUCGGGGCCGAGCCCAGCGGCCGCGCCCGGGACAACGCUCGAGCGGACAAGGCGUCCCCGGACUCGCGCCACAGCCCGGCCACCAUCUCGUCCAGCACCCGCGGCCCGGGCGCCGAGGAGCGCAGGAGCCCGGGGCGCGAGGGCGCGGCGGUGGCCAAGGCCGAGGAGGCGCGCGCGCUGCCCGGCAAGGAGGCCUUCGCGCCCCUGUCCGUGCACUCGGACGCGGCCGCCGCGCACCUGCAGGGCCCGCUGCCCGGCCUCGGCUUCGCCCCGGGCCUGGCCGGCCAGCAGUUCUUCAACGGGCACCCGCUCUUCCUGCACCCCGGCCAGUUCGCCAUGGGCGGCGCCUUCUCCAGCAUGGCUGCGGGCAUGGGGCCGCUCCUGGCCACCGUGUCUGGCGCGUCCUCCGGCGGCGUCUCGGGCCUGGAUUCCACCGCCAUGGCCUCGGCAGCCGCGGCGCAGGGACUGUCCGGGGCCUCGGCGGCCACCAUACCCUUCCACCUGCAGCAGCACGUCCUGGCCUCCCAGGGCCUGGCCAUGUCUCCCUUCGGAAGCCUGUUCCCUUACCCCUACACCUACAUGGCCGCAGCAGCAGCCGCCUCCUCCGCGGCCGCGUCCAGCUCCAUGCACCGCCACCCCUUCCUCAGCCUGAACAGCAUGCGGCCGCGGCUUCGCUACAGCCCCUACUCCAUCCCGGUGCCGGUGCCCGACAGCAGCAGCCUGCUCUCCACCGCGCUGCCGGCCAUGGCCGCGGGGCCUCUGGACGCCAAAGCCGCCCUGGCUGUCAGCCCCGCCUCGGUUGCAGCCGUGGACUCGGGCUCGGAGCUGAACAGCCGCUCCUCCACACUGUCCUCCAGCUCCGUGUCCCUGUCUCCCAAACUCUGCUCGGAGAAGGAGGCGGCCACCAGCGAACUGCAGAGCAUCCAGCGGCUGGUCAGCGGCUUGGAAGCCAAGCCCGAGCGGUCUCGUAGCGAGUCCCCCUAAACCCCUCCCCAGAAAAGUCUUCAUUCCAGUUCAAUCAAGUCUGCAGUGCACUUUUUUGGGGAUGUAAAACAAACCACAGGGCCUGCUGUGGGCUUCCCCCGUGCUUUGGGGCCGGUGUCUGGGAAGGGGCACCGGACUCCCUGGAGAGAGGCCAGCGCUCCAGCCAGGCCCUGUCUUCUCAGUGUGGUUUAUGUAUCCGGGAUCUGGCUCGCAUUCUGGGGGCUCGGAGACGGCUGUUGCAUUGAGCAAUGGGGGGGGCGGUGAGAAGAAUUUUAUUCCAGAACAACUUCCAUCGAGGCUGGUCUGGAAGCUGUGGCUGAAGAAAAGUAGCCAGGCCCACCAGGGGGAGGGGAAGUGUUGAAAGCCAUCUUCCUCCACAUGGAUUUAUAUAUAUAUAUAUAUUUUUUUUUUUUCUUUCACUCUGUCAAGUGGAAACAAAAAUUUAAAAAAAUUUUAAAACGGGGACAAAUGAAUCCAUGAACAUGAUUCUGUUUAUGAAGAUUGAAAACUUUAUAAGUGACUUGCAAAUCAGUUGUCAAUUGCUGGGCUGGGCAGUGGGAUGGGGGUGGCAAGUCCUCACCAUUCUUGUUUAAUCUAUACUAAGAAAAUUGUGUCUUUUUAAUAUUCUUGUGAUGUUUUAAGAGCCGCUGUAGGUCUCUUCCUGCAUGUGCCACAGUCAUGUAUUUGUGGGUUUUUAUUUUGGACGCUUGCUUUUAGAGAGAACGGCCUAACCCACCCCCUUCCCUCAAUCCUGUGCCCUCACCCCAAAGAAAUGGGAUGGGGGGCUUCCAGGGAAGGGGUUGGGAAAACAAAAACCGAAUUUAUUUUAUCUAAGCUCUGUAGCAGGAUUCAUGUUCCUCUUUGGCAGUUCGUUCUCUUUCCUGUAUAUGCAAUAACAAGGUUUAAAAAAAUAAUAAAGAAGAAGCGAGACUAUUAGACAAAGUAUUUAUGUAAUUAUUUGAUAACUCCUGUAAAUACGUGGAAUAUGAAUGCUCUGAAAAUUAAACUUUAAUUUAUUGACGAUUGUACAUAGCUCUAUGUAAAUAGGAUUGCAACUGUCCAGUUUUGUUCUUGUUUUUCUUGAGUUGGUUUUAUUUCCAGGUCAAAGGAUUGCUGUUCACACUAGGAGACAGAGUUCCCGCACCAACACUUACUCUCAAAAGAAGCUUUCUGCAAAAUUAUUUUUCUUCUUUUUUUCAUCUCUGAGGGUGCAGGGAAAGUGCUAUUUCCUAUUUUAGCCAGAAGUGGGGAGGGGCUUGGCACUUACCCGCUCAGCAUUAAAUUCCUUAAAAUCUAACACCCUGGCUGGGGUCUGAGAUUGCUUUGGGAGGGGGAGGCUGAGGAGGUUUGAUUUCCUAACUUUUCUUUUGUGUUUGUAUUUGCUAGUUUCUGAUUUCCUCAAAACGAAGUGGAAUUUACUGCUGUUGUCAAUUUGGUGGCGUUUUGAACUGAUGCCUAAAAAGGGAGAAAUUCACAAUUCAAAUGUUAGGUGCUCAGAGCUGGUUUGGAAAGACAGAAACCCAUGAAGGUAUCUUUUGUGUUUUAGCUGUUGAUGAGUUCUUUGGUUUUCUGUGUAACACCCCCCCUUUAAAACAUCACUGAAAUUUCAAUAAAUUUUUAUUGAAAUAC